Molecule: messenger RNA, 3428 nt
Organism: Betta splendens (Siamese fighting fish)
Lineage: Eukaryota; Metazoa; Chordata; Actinopteri; Anabantiformes; Osphronemidae
Gene: ythdf2
Product: YTH N6-methyladenosine RNA binding protein F2
Exons: 6
Coding region: 187-2106 (639 amino acids)
Biological process (GO): mRNA destabilization
Cellular component (GO): cytoplasm
Molecular function (GO): N6-methyladenosine-containing RNA reader activity; mRNA binding
Source: RefSeq, a predicted model, not a curated record
CGUCGAGGGCCGCCCAGCCAUGUUGAGGAGUCUGUCAAGCAAACUGCAGCCCGCCAUUGUGUAGAAACCAGGCUCUGUAGAACGAUAGGGGCGCUUGGCUGAAACCUGUCCAUAGAUAGACGGAUUCUACACCCUGCCGCCUUUAUUUAGGGGAUAAUACAGUUACACAGGCUCCGGGGGGAAAGCAUGUCAGCCAGCAGCUUUCUUGAACAGAGACCGAAAGGCCAAGCUAAUAAAGUGCAAAACGGAGCUGUGACCCAAAAGGAUACUUUGAAUGACGAUGAGUUUGAGCCUUACCUGAACACUCAGGCUAGACAGAGCAAUGCCUAUACGGCCAUGUCGGACUCGUACAUGCCCAGCUACUACAGCCCCUCCAUAGGAUUUUCCUAUUCCCUCAAUGAGGCAGCCUGGUCUACAGGUGGGGACCCUCCUAUGCCUUACCUGGCCUCCUAUGGACAGCUGAGCAAUGGAGAGCCCCAUUAUCUCCCGGAUGCUAUGUUUGGACAGCCAGGCCCUUUGGGGAGCAACCCGUUCCUGGGCCAGCACGGUUUCAACUUCUUUCCCAGCGGCAUCGACUUCUCUGCAUGGGGAAAUAGCAGCUCUCAGGGACAGUCGGGGACGCCGCAGAGCUCUGGCUACAGCAGCAGUUAUGCUUAUGCCCCCAGCUCUCUUGGGGGUGCCAUGAUGGAUGGACAGUCCCCUUUUGCACCUGCAGCCAAUGAGCCUCUUAACAAAGCACCUGGUAUGAACAGCCUUGACCAGGGCAUGGCAGGGCUUAAGAUUGGUGGUGCUGCUCCUGGUGGUAAUGGGGACAUGGCUCCUAAGGUUAUUGGAUCUGGCUUGCCUGGUGGGGGUGCUCUUGGCCCUGUGUCAUCUGUAGGACCUCCUAGCAUGCCUCCUGUCUCAAUCGCCCCUGCCAAACCUGCCUCUUGGGCAGACAUUGCCAGCAAGCCAGCCAAGCCUCAACCCAAGCUCAAAACCAAGGGUGGCAUGGCUGGUGCCAAUUUGCCUCCUCCGCCCAUUAAACACAACAUGGACAUUGGCACUUGGGACAACAAGGGUACCAUGCCUAAAGCUGCCACCCCUCAGCAGGUGCCUCCUAUUCCCAGCAAUGGGCAGCCACCUACCCAGGCGUCCCCACAGCUGGGAGCUACUGCAGCGGGGAACCCACAAAUGCCCCUCAGCAACGGACAGCUCGCACCGCCUGUUGUUCAAAUGGGACAUCAGCAGCUUCCACCAAGUGGGCAGCCAGGUAUGGCUCCAAUGCUUCAGCCUCCCAUGUCCCAGGGUCCUCCUCCUCCCCCAAGCCAACAGCAGCAACCUUCUCAGCCCACUCGUUGGGUCCCUCCACGGAACAGGGCAAAUGGAUUUGGGGAUAGUGGUGGAAGUGGUUCAGGCCAGUCACCACCCACCUCCUCUGGCGUGAGUGUGGUUCCCGGGGUUCCCUCUGAGCCUCACCCCGUCUUGGAGAAGUUGCGUAUGGUCAACAAUUACAACCCCAAGGACUUUGACUGGAAUCCUAAGCAGGGCCGGGUGUUUAUCAUCAAGAGUUACUCAGAGGAUGAUAUUCACCGCUCCAUCAAGUAUAACAUUUGGUGCAGCACGGAGCAUGGAAACAAGAGGCUUGAUGCAGCUUACCGUUCGUUGGGCGCCAAGGGGCCGCUUUACCUUCUGUUCAGUGUCAAUGGGAGUGGUCACUUCUGUGGUGUGGCGGAGAUGCGCUCACCCGUGGACUACAACACAUCUGCUGGUGUGUGGUCACAGGACAAGUGGAAGGGUCGGUUUGACGUGCGCUGGAUCUUUGUUAAGGACGUUCCCAACAGUCAGCUGAGGCACAUUCGACUGGAGAACAACGAAAAUAAACCAGUGACCAACUCUCGGGACACACAGGAGGUACCGCUGGACAAGGCCAGGCAGGUGCUAAAGAUCAUCGCUGGAUAUAAACACACCACUUCCAUCUUUGAUGACUUUUCUCACUACGAGAAGCGUCAGGAGGAGGAAGAGUGUGUGAAAAAGGUGGAGGUCCAAGGCAGCGAGCCAUAUCCCAGCACCCCAAGCAACAGGAGUCAUUACAGGCUUCAGGACCGCCAAGGAAGAGUCAAGUAACAGUCGGUGCUUUGGUCAAAAGACUGCAAUGCCCCUCGCCCCAAAGCCCUGUCCACCCUAUUGCAUCAUUACAUCCAGAUCUCUAAGAAAAUCUAAUAGGGGUGAAGAAUUAACAAAGGACAAAACUAAAUGAAGACUUUCUUGAUUUCUUUUGACUUUAAAGACUUACUUCGAACUUGUAGUAAAAAGAAAAGGAAACGAUUAUUCAUAGGACUGCAACUAAAUAAAUAGCAUCCUUAGGUGAAACAUUUUUUGCCCCACCCCAUUCCACUACAUAUGCUUUUCCCUUGUAUGCUGCUUUGUCCUUUGUUCUUUUUAAAAUGAAAGGUUCAUCCUCUGUUUUUAUGGUCCAAGAGCAAGUCUGUAAUGGUCACACAAGCACAUCUAAUAGGAAUGUGUAGCGUUGGCUUAUUAGUGUCCCAGAGUCAGGAACGGGCGGUUUGUCUCUUUAUUUGUACGCACAGCCCCUAACCACCCCCACCCCCCCUUACUUCGGAGGAUGCUCACAUUUUCAAACAGGACCCAGUGGAGUUUCCUCCUCGUCCGGUGUCUGCUACUCUCACUCCAGAAUCUGUUUUGUACAUGCGCCACGUCUUUGUGUUUGGAGGACUGCAGAUGUUAAAGAAUGGCCCUCUGAUUUGUGUUUGUGUGGUGGAUGGAGUAUGUGGGGAAGGUAGGCUCUGGAGAGGUAGGGAAAGGGGGGGGUACGUUUGUAAGCAGAAGGAAUCCUAAGUUGAUGAGCCUUGCUGUCUAAUUUUAGUCUAAAAUGGGGCCCUCUGUUAACAUUCUGCAUUGGACUUUAUUUACCUUAUUUUCCUCUUGAACAAGUCGACUCAUCGUUGCUAUUGGCUGCUUUCUUUUGUUUGUUUUUUUUUUGCUUCCUCCGUUUUCUUCUAAACACAGUGCGAGUGGCCUUGCCCCCACUCUCUCUAUUAAUCAGUUCAAACGUAAUAAAUGUGGUAUAUUGAGCAGAACUGGUGUGCAUUCCCCUUGUUUGACUGUAAUGAAAUUUUGUUUUUGUAAUGCAGCACUUUCCCCCCCACGUUGGUCUCCAUGUCUUUCUGCUGACCAUGCUCAACCAGUCCACUUCCUGUCCUGACCUCAGUCUACCUGCAUUUCCUACCUCUCUGCUUCGCAAACGCACACUGUCUGCCUCAGUCCCAUCUUCCCACAUCUGAAUGCUCCAUCAACCAUACAUACUAUAUCACAAUUUAGCUUCCACCACUUUCAGAAUGUCAUUGUUGGUGACUUAAAAAAAAGCUGCAAGGUCUCAGAACUACUGGCUUCAUUUGCGGAAUAAUAAAGAGAAUCCACAAAGUCCA